AACUUCGCACAUACUUCUGAUAUGACAAUUGUUUUGCGCCCGGGACUAAAUUUUCGCAUUUUGUUGUUUAUAAAACGACCUGUAUCAACGGACACCAAGUCAAACUCUGACUGACAUACAAACAUAAAACAUUUGUUAUAAUUUUAUUAUAUAAUUAAGCUCACGGAAACUAGCAAAAGAAUUCAAGAUGAAGGCAAAACUGGUUGUCCUAUGUAUGUCACUGUUUGUAGGAGCAACAUAUGCACGAUUAGGUAAAGAUGCUUUACGAAAAGCACUAAAUAGUGAUCCAUUCUUCUCAGCCCCACGCAAUAGCCCUGUUCCAUUCAUGCAAAAUAGGAACAUCCGGUUACCACUGUCUGACGUGCCAAUCCAAGCUACAAACGAUCGCCCCUCAAACGCUCGUCUGCCGACGUUGGAAGCUAAAACCCGUGGUAAUAGUGGCAUCCCAGUCAAACCGGAAACACGAAUUGUACCAGUUCCUGUCGGGAGACCUUCCCGAGCACAAGAAGUGAGGUUAGGGCAGAUUAAACCAGCUAAUGUCGUAAAAAGGCAAGAGGCGGUCUUCGCUUCUGCACCCGUUCAAGACACACAACCGAAAGUUAGUGCAUUGAAAAAUACAGUAAACGACCGUCUGCUAAACAGUAUGAGACCAGCAGCGACUGCCGCCUCUGCCGCCCAACAGAGGGCUGAUAGCAAACAGGAAUGCGCAUUCAUAGUUCCGGACUUCUUCUCGCCAAACCAAAAUGUUAUCAAUUCCGAGCAGACUUGUCCAGCUUUCUUGAUUCCAGGACCAACACUCAGUCCCGGGUUAGUCACUCUUCUGGUUCAACAUUUCGCUAAAGUUGAAAAUGUAAGCAAUUCCCCGUUAGACGCUGUCAGGAGUAAAAUCACGCAGUCCGAUUUCGAACUAAACUGUCUAUAUCCGGCCUUGCGCGCGCAUGUUAUGGGAGGAACCGCGUGCAGAACACGUAAUCUGAGAAUUUAUUUGGAAUGGCUUCUGUUUCUACGCAAAAGGCUCUUCAACAUAUAAAUUACAGACACAGAUUUAAUGGUUUCAUUUCAGACCUAUGGACAAAAGAUUUUAGUUUUACAUAACUGUGAUAUGAAAGAGUUAGACUGCAAAUUGUACAUAGCCUCAGUUUCGAAUUCCCAUAAAAUUGUUAAAUAUAGCCCUAGUUUCGAAUUCCUUUACAAUAGCUACUAAUCUUACAUGGUUAAGUUUGAGUUGCCUUGAAAAUACAGAACAAGACAAAAGUCGUGCCAUUUAUCAAGACAUUAACUGUUAUUUUCAUAAAGAUAAGGUAUCAUUUAUGUUUUCCACCUUGGUAAACACGUGAAAAGGCGUGACACUUUGAUAUGACUUUGACACAAAUGAGAUUUUCCCGCAUUUUUACCAUCACCGUACGACCUACAGUCUGUGCAUAUAUAAAUAUAUUUAAAAUGAAAUAUUUUUUUCCCGACUGUCUCUGUCAAAAAAUGCAAAUCCGAAAGGAGCUAUCUUUUUAAUUUUCGUAAAAUAUCUAGUGAACAAAAUAUCAGACGAAAUCAGAAAUACUCCGUUUUCGUGAGUGUUUAAUAUGCAUACAUUAGAUAAACAUUUAAAUAUAAUUCAUUACAUAAUUAUUAUGUUCAUAAAAUUUAAUGUUAAUGCUAAAAAACAACAUCCUGUCUAGAGAUUAUUGUGACCUAUCUGGAUCAAAAUAUUAAGUACAAACUUGAUCACGUGACACAAACGUAAACAAAAAGUAGUCCAUGCAGCUACAUUGAUUGAUGGCCAGUUGAAUUAAAGCUAAAGAGAUUUUUUUACUUCAUUACCAAUACAUCAUUUUUGAAUUAAGCAAACGUAAUUUUUCACUUUUUGCUCAUUUUAAAGCAGUGUUUAUGAAAGUUUGAAUUUACCACAAACAAAAUAACAUGCGCGAGGUUUUUUGGAAUUACAUCACCGGAUUUUAACGAGACAUCAAAAUCGUGAUUAUUAUUUUAAUUUUUAAAAAUAUUUUGAUAAAUUGUCUAAACGGCUGACAUUUUAAAGUUUAGUUUUAUUCGAAUUAAAGAGGCAUAAUAAUACCAGCGUAAAAGAAAUAUGGAUAUUAUUACCAUAUCUCGUAACUUCUCGUUAUUUCUCCAUUAAUGCGAAAUCUCAUUUAUCAUUUAUAAAAAACGAAAGAAAAAACAAGUUAUAUUGUUUUGUUUUUAUUUUUCUGUAUCGUACAUGCAUUUUAUUUUUGCUAUCAUGCUUUUCGGUUAAUAAAUCAAUUGCACACAAACGUACGCAUUCAUAUUUCAAAACGGAUAUUGUCUCCGUGAAAUAAAUCAAAAAUAAUUUGUAGCAAUGUCUGAGACAAGUGAAAAUAAAACCGCAAAAGUUGUUAAAGGCCCAUUGUGCCCCAGAAAUGCUUUUAUUUUUAUUUCUCAAAUCUUUUUCUUUUUGUUUUUCUUUUUAUAGUUUCCAAAACAUCACUCAUUGGCCAGUUACAUGAACUGUCCUUUUCUUCUGUUGCUUUUUAGCAAUUAGUACAAAUUUGUUGAUUAAGCAUUUUGUAUUAAAGUCAAAAUACUACUUUAUUUACAUUUUGCUACCUUUUAUGACUUUAUUAUUUCAUAUUAAGCUCUACAUUCUUCAGGUUACAGCAUUUAACAUGCUCUGAAAUCACUAUUUAAAUGUUAUAAAAACUCAUGUUUGACCUUUCUUAAGAAGUAAAUAUCCUUUCGUUUCUGAGGCAUAAUUAAUGUGCUUUAAAGAGGAAUUUAAAAAAAAGUGCUAAAUGUAGACUUCUAAAGUCGAUUUAUCAUAAUUUAUUCUUAUUUUUUAAUUUUAAUUGUACCCUCUACUUUAUUUCAAACAUUGUUAAAACGUUCUCAGAAAAUCCGUAUCCAUCUCGAAGAGAAAUAUGUCAAGUUUUCAUGAUAUUUUAUUUGUACAUAGUAAAUAUAUUUAUUUUCAAUGCUGUAUCUU
Messenger RNA from Ruditapes philippinarum (Manila clam), 2956 nucleotides. RefSeq lists its product as uncharacterized. The coding region runs from base 188 to 1030 and encodes 280 amino acids. The record is from RefSeq and is a predicted model, not a curated record. Lineage: Eukaryota; Metazoa; Mollusca; Bivalvia; Venerida; Veneridae. The transcript has 3 exons.